AUAUAACGACCUUUUCCUCCCAAUGGAGUCUGUUGCCUCCAAUUCGUCAUCAUUUGACAACAGGCGGUUCAGGCCCAUCAAGCCCAUAGCAGACCGCAUAGUCAGAGCCCUCCGCCACCACCUCCGCCUCCUCCAUCGUUUAGAAUCUAAAUUCUUUGUCUUGGGUGCCACCGGAAACGUCUACACUGUCGCCUUAUCUUCCACCCCUUCAUGCACCUGCCCUGACCGCACAACACCAUGCAAACACAUUUUGUUCGUCUUUAUACGAGUAUUGGGUGUUUCUCUAGACGAUGCUUGUCUUCGGAGGAGGAAUCUCCGGCCAUGCCACGUCAACCGCCUUCUUGAGACGCCUACAGCGCCUGGAGUACUUGCUGGGGCUAGUGUUCGCGAGAGAUUUCAUCAGUUAUUCUUUCAAGCAAGGCAGGGCACUUCAAGACCAAACGUUGAGAUACAAGACGGUAUUACUUGCCCAGUUUGCCUGGAUGAGAUGAGAAGUGGGGAGAGAGUGGUAAGCUGUGGAACUUGUAGAAAUCCUAUUCAUGAAGAAUGCUUGCUGAGGUGGAAGAGGAGUCGGGGAAGAAGGCCAGCUAGUUGUGUGAUAUGUCGGGCGAGGUGGAGGGAUAGGGUGGAUCAGGAAAGGUACCUCAAUCUGGCUGCCUAUAUUAGCGAGGACAAUAUAGUUGAGGGAGGUGGGGGUCUCUGUGGUGGUUAAGUCUACUUGAUUGGUUCACCUUAAACAGAAGGAAAAUGAUAUUCCGCUUUGUAAAAAUACAUGCAUAGAACAAGAGAAAUGUUUAAUUUUA
Messenger RNA from Alnus glutinosa, 803 nucleotides. RefSeq lists its product as uncharacterized. Gene Ontology annotation, molecular function: zinc ion binding; ubiquitin protein ligase activity. Bases 23 to 712 code for a protein of 229 amino acids. Lineage: Eukaryota; Viridiplantae; Streptophyta; Magnoliopsida; Fagales; Betulaceae. The record is from RefSeq and is a predicted model, not a curated record. The transcript is spliced from 2 exons.